Messenger RNA from Polistes canadensis, 2920 nucleotides. It is a transcript of the gene sip3, whose product is annotated as E3 ubiquitin-protein ligase synoviolin A. Bases 171 to 1976 code for a protein of 601 amino acids. NCBI's taxonomy places the organism in Eukaryota, Metazoa, Arthropoda, Insecta, Hymenoptera, Vespidae. The record is from RefSeq and is a predicted model, not a curated record. Gene Ontology annotation, cellular component: cytoplasm. The transcript has 8 exons.
UGAUAGCAGCGCCCUUGAUAGGGUAGAAGACAGCUGUCGAAACUGAUUGAAACGUAAAUUUUUAGUGCUAAGUGUCAUUGUAUCUGUUUUACGUAUAUAUAUAUAUAUUUUUUUUUUCCUCCCUUAUAAAAACGUAGCCCUAAGGCUGAAAAUAUAUUACGGUUAUAAAAAUGAGAGAAGCAGGGAUAAUGUUAAUAAGUGCAGCAUUAACGUGCGCCGUAAUUGGCAAUGCCUAUUAUCAACGAAAACAAUUUUAUCCGACGGUAGUCCACAUAACCAAAUCAAAUCCGAGCAUGACUGUAAUCUAUGCUCAAACUUUGAUACUUGUUUUCAUGAUAAAUGCAUUCCUUAGAAAGUUAUUUUUUGGUACUUUGCGUGCUGCUGAACUUGAGCAUUUGGUAGAGAAAGUAUGGUAUGCAGUAACCGAGACUUGUUUAGCUUUUACAGUGUUUAGAGACGAUUUCAGUCCUAAAUUUAUAGCAUUAUUUACACUUUUAUUGUUCCUUAAAUCAUUUCAUUGGUUAGCCGAAGAUCGUGUUGAUUAUAUGGAAAGAAGUCCGGUGAUAACGUGGCUGUUUCAUCUUAGAGUUGUUACAUUAUUAGGACUUCUAUUUAUUAUUAAUUUAACGAUGAUUCAUUAUGCAUAUAAUACUACUGCUACUAAAGGUCCUUCGGUACAACUAGUCUUUGGAUUCGAAUAUGCAAUUUUGCUGACUGUUGUAAUAAAUAUUACGGUGAAAUAUGUGUUACACACAAUAGAUUUACAAAGUGAAAAUCCAUGGGAUAAUAAGCCAGUAUUUCUUUUAUAUACCGAUUUGGUUAUUGGUUUAUUAAAGGUCACCUUAUAUGUUGCUUUUGUAAGUUUAAUGAUUAAACUGUUUACUCUACCCUUAUUCGCACUUCGUCCUAUGUACUAUACAAUGCGAGAUUUCAAAAAGGCGUUCCAUGACAUUGUAAUGUCACGCAGAGCUAUUAGAAACAUGAAUACACUUUAUCCGGAUGCAACGCCCGAAGAAUUAGCAGCUGCUGAUAAUGUAUGCAUAAUAUGUCGAGAAGAGAUGGUAUCGGCAAGUAAAAAGUUGCCAUGUAAUCAUAUUUUUCAUACUGCGUGCCUUCGUUCUUGGUUUCAACGUCAACAAACUUGUCCAACGUGUCGCUUAAAUAUUUUGAGACCAACUACAAAUAAUACAGGUACAAGACAACAGAAUCCACAGCAAAAUCAACAAGCACCCCAACCUCCACCAGCACCAGUCUUAAAUCCACAAGGUCAGGGCUUCCAAUUACCAGGUUUUUGGGCUGGAUUGCAAGCUCCGGGUGUGAUGCCACAACCGCAAGGUCAAAAUAAUGCUGGAGCUGUUCCUUUGACGCCAUUUCAAAAUUUACCGACAGGAAGUGUACCAAUUUUUGCUCCUCCAUUUCCUCCUAUGGUACCAUUACCACCUAUUCCUACACCUCCACCAAAUUUAACGGAACUUACAGAAGAUGAACUCAGAGCAAUGGAGGGUAAUUUACGACAAGCGGUAGAAGCAAGAAUACAAACAUUACAGAGAGUACAGCUGUUGUUAGAUGCUGCUAAUGCUAUGAUGAAUCAAUAUCAAGCAGCAGCUGCUACUGCUAACAUCCCUAAACCUACAGCUCCAACUCCAGCUCCUGGUUCAGCUUCAGCUCAAACUGCAGCAACAACAUCAGCAGCGGAAGAAACUAAAGAUGUACCAAAAGAUACAGCUAAAAAGCAAGAAAAAGAUACAUGUCUGGCUAGUACAAGCGAAGGUGAAAGUUAUCAUACUGUAACAGAUACAGAUGCUGCUUCUGUUUCAAACAAGGUUAACGAAAAUAAUGUUAGUCCAUCAUGCACAAGUAACAAUGAAAUAACUUCAGAAUCAUCACCAAACAAUGAAACAGAACCAACGAGUGAUCGAGAAAUGUUAAGGAGACGUAGGCUACAGAAAUUUUUAGCUCCGACCUCAACAGAAUAAGUAGUUCUUAAGUUAUCUAACAAAUGAGUUUUUUUUCAUUAAUGUCCGUUCUCAAUUACAGAUAUGAUCAACGAUCAAAGGAAAUCUGUUGAACGAAUAUAGACUGCAACUAAGAAAUAAAUUAUUUAACAGUGGGUAAAAAUAAAUUUAGAAAAGAUUUUAUAAUUUUGCCAUUCCCUUUGAAGAAACGAUGAUGUACAAGUUAAAUUCAGUCAACAUGCUCUUGGAUAUUAAUAUACAUAUAUAUGUGUAUAUAUAUAUAUAUAUAUAUAUAUAUAUAUAUAUACAUACAUAAAUAUAUUAUAUGCAGUGAUCAUCUAAUUUUCUUUUGGAAUAAACUUUUUCUUUUAUAUAUAUAUUUUCUAUGUCAUUAUUAGGAUUAUACAUUUACACCAUACGUAUACUAAUAUAAUAGAAAUGUACAGACGUGAUCACUGCAACAGAAUUCUAAUAAUUUACUCGAUUUUAUUUAACAUACGUUUAUAGUGAAAUUGGACAAAUACUGAUCAAACUAUUAACAAUUAUUAUUUUUUUUUAUUCCUAUUCUAUCCGAUGUAAAUUCAUAUUGUAAACUUAAUGCAUUAUUUGGAGGUAUACAUUGUCCUAUUAAUUUAACUAUUUUAACAAUUUCCAAUCGAUGGAUGUAAAUAUAUGUAAAAAAAUUGAUAUUACUAUAAAUAUCGAUGUCUGCCUAAACGACGUUUAGAUCUGCGCAGUGCUUUAAGAUAUCUGAAUAAGCAUUAUUUCUUUAUUAAAUCUAACACGUAGAUAAUCUAAUAUUUGUACAAUGUGACAUAAUUACAUUUAUUGUGUAACGGACUAUGAUAUUUGUUUAGAAUUUUUUGUUUUACCAAUUGUCAUGAAUACAUUAAAAGUAUUACUGUACGUUACUUUAGCAACUAGAGAUUAACAAUAAGUAAUAAUCAAUAUAUUAAAAUAUAAAA